This is a messenger RNA of Lemur catta (Ring-tailed lemur), 991 nucleotides long. Its product is annotated as prothymosin alpha-like. Gene Ontology annotation, molecular function: histone binding. Gene Ontology annotation, biological process: positive regulation of transcription by RNA polymerase II; negative regulation of apoptotic process. Lineage: Eukaryota; Metazoa; Chordata; Mammalia; Primates; Lemuridae. The transcript is spliced from 6 exons. Gene Ontology annotation, cellular component: nucleus. The coding region runs from base 93 to 413 and encodes 106 amino acids. The record is from RefSeq and is a predicted model, not a curated record.
GCGCCUCCGCCGCGGACUCCGGCAGCUUUAUCGCCAGAGUCCCCGAGCCCGCGCUUGCUUUUCUGUGCCCUGCAUCACCGGCGUGCCCCACGAUGUCAGACGCAGCCGUGGACACCAGCUCCGAGAUCACCACCGAGGACUUAAAGGAGAAGAAGGAAGUUGUGGAGGAGGCAGAGAAUGGACGAGACGCCCCUGCUAAUGGGAACGCUAACGAGGAAAAUGGGGAGCAGGAGGCUGACAAUGAGGUAGAUGAAGAAGAGGAAGAAGGUGGGGAGGAAGAGGAGGAAGAGGAAGAAGGUGAUGGUGAGGAAGAGGAUGGAGAUGAAGAUGAGGAAGCUGAGGCCGCCACAGGCAAACGGGCAGCUGAAGAUGAUGAGCCACUUAUUGCUGCAAAUCUACAUUCUCCUACCUAACCCAAAUCAAGACGCCCUUAAGGUCACAAAUGACUGGUGCCCAUCUAGAGGAUCAACCGAAACUGCGGGCCUCCAUGCUGCACCAGAUAUUCAAAUGCUUUCCAACAGAAGGCAGAUACAACAAAGUCAUUAAAAGGAGGCUGCUGCGUUGGAUUAAGCUCCUGCACUAGGUCCCAACAGACCGGACUAAAAAUCCCCAUGGAGUCACCCAUGCUGAGGUUCCACAUCGCCAAACUGAGUUGUCUCAACUUCUGAGAAACUGGGAGAAAGACGACAGCCAGUUUCCUUACAGGCCAGUCCCAGCCCUCCACCGGCGUGAUAACGAAGUCCCCUCUGUUUUCAUCUUUAACCUGAAGGAACCAAUCGGUUUUCUUUCGUUGUUUCCCCGGCCCGCCUUACAAGGAAAGGAGCCUUGAAAUGACCAAUCCACUUUCUGUUCUUGUUUCCGCUUUCUUCACUCCUUUUUCUGUCUAUAAAGCUAAGCUUUGCUGCUUGACUCACUGGAGCACAUUCUCUUUCGUGGAAUGAACUGUUGUCUGGUACCAGAAUCACAAAUAAAGCCAACUGAGAUCUUUAAA